Messenger RNA from Chroicocephalus ridibundus (black-headed gull), 1088 nucleotides. RefSeq names its product tetraspanin 10 (gene TSPAN10). NCBI's taxonomy places the organism in Eukaryota, Metazoa, Chordata, Aves, Charadriiformes, Laridae. The transcript is spliced from 3 exons. The record is from RefSeq and is a predicted model, not a curated record. Gene Ontology annotation, cellular component: plasma membrane. Bases 135 to 1088 code for a protein of 317 amino acids.
CCGCUCGCCGCCUGCCAUGCUCUCGUUACCGACCCCACCAACGGGGCGGCGGGGGUGGGUUCUGCCGGGCCCUAUUUAAGCGUCGGCCGCGGCCCCUCACAUGAUGGGAGUGUGACCGCCGAGCAGCGGGCGGGAUGGCGCCGGGCCGGGCACGGCUCUGCCGGCCCCGCGGCGGGGAGACCACCCGGCUGCUGCCCCAGGCAUCCAGGCUGGUGGAGCUGCCCUACUCCUCCUCCGAUGACGAUGACGGGGACACGGUCCUUCCCAUGGCCCAGCAGGACCCCGGGGUGUGGUGCCCCGUCCCCCCCAAGCCCAGCGCCUUCAGCCAGUGUGUGCGGUACCUGGCCUUCCUCUGGAACCUCCUUUUCCUCCUGCUGGGUCUGCUGGCCCUGGCCGUGGGGGUGUGGGGGCUGCUGGCCAAGGGCUCACUGCGGGGGGAUGGCCUGGCCCCCCUGGGCUCGGACCCCAUGCUGCUCUUCGUGCUGGCGGGACUGGGGGCCAGCGCCGUGUCCCUGGCCGGCUGCCUGGGCGCCCUCCGCUCCAGCCCCUGCCUGCUGCGCUUCUUCCUGGGGGCCAUGCUGGCCUUCGCGGGGCUGGAGGUGCUGGGGGGGCUGCUGCUGCUCGUGGCGCGACAGCGGCUGCGGGACGCCCUGCGGGACGCCCUGCUCCUCUGCCUCCUGCGCUACCAGGAGGAGCCUGACCUGCGGUUCCUGGUGGACGAGGUACAGCAGAGCCUGCAGUGCUGCGGCCUCGGCUCCUACCGCGACUGGGAGACCAACCCGUACUUCAACUGCAGUGCCCCGGGGGUGCAGGCGUGCAGCGUCCCUGCCUCCUGCUGCCUGGACCCCUGGCAGAACGGCACUGUCACCAACGCCCAGUGCGGCUUCGGGGUCCUGCGCCUGGGGGACGUGGCGGCCAGCACUGUUGUGCACCUGGGGGGCUGCGUGGCACAGCUCGGCGCCUGGCUCCGUGGCCAGGUGGGCGGCAUCGCGGCCGGCGCGGCCGUGCUGGUGCUGGUUGAAGCUGCCGGCAUGCUCAUGGCGCUGAAGAUACUCAGAGACAUAGCACCCAUCGGGGCGCGGGACUGA